AUGGCGGCGGCAAAAUUUCCAAUCACCUGGCCAAAGCACCACGUGCACGUGAGGAACGAGCUGGGAGGCGGGAAGCAGCUGCUCGUCCACUGCAAGUCCGCCGACAACGAUUUGCAGGUCCAUUACCUCGCCACCGGCGGCGAGCUCAGCUGGCAUUUCAAGGCGGAGGUUCUUAUUGCCCAUACUCUGUUCUGGUGCUACUUGGCUCCCGACGGCGGCCACCACGCGAGCUUCGACGCGUGGACGGAGGAUAUCGGGAGACGGUACGAGGUGAAGCACAACAGCCUCUACUGGAUUGCUAGAGACGAUGGAGUUCACUUGAACAAGAAUGUGUUCUGGAUGCACUGGAAACAGGGGAGGAGGAACGAAAGAAGGAAGGAAGAGUUGUUGAUAGAUCGUAAUAUGUUGCUAAGCAAAUAA
Messenger RNA from Linum tenue, 420 nucleotides. The record is from the annotation of a GenBank genome assembly. Lineage: Eukaryota; Viridiplantae; Streptophyta; Magnoliopsida; Malpighiales; Linaceae.